Puma concolor (puma) is the source of this 1052-nucleotide messenger RNA. RefSeq names its product lipid droplet associated hydrolase (gene LDAH). The record is from RefSeq and is a predicted model, not a curated record. Gene Ontology annotation, molecular function: lipase activity. NCBI's taxonomy places the organism in Eukaryota, Metazoa, Chordata, Mammalia, Carnivora, Felidae. Gene Ontology annotation, cellular component: lipid droplet. Gene Ontology annotation, biological process: lipid storage.
AUGGACUCCAGUAUCAAGGAGGAAGUUCCUGUGCAUGAGGAAUUCAUUUUAUGUUGUGGAGUUGAAACCCAGGUUCUAAAAUGUGGGCCCUGGACUAACCUCUUCAAUGAGCAGAGAGCCAACAGGCCUAAGCUGCUUAUUUUUAUUAUUACAGGUAAUCCAGGUUUUUGUUCCUUUUAUGUACCAUUUGCAAAGACUCUGUACUCCUUAACAAACAGACACUUUCCAGUUUGGGUUAUCAGUCAUGCUGGACAUGCUUUGGCGCCCAAAGACAAGAAGAUUCUUACAACCUCAGACGAUUCAAAUGCUCAAGAAAUCAAAGACAUCUAUGGACUACAAGGUCAAGUGGAACACAAGCUGGCUUUCUUGAGAACUCAUGUGCCAAAGGAAAUGAAACUUGUGAUCAUUGGCCAUUCAAUAGGCUGCUAUAUUUCCCUUGAGAUUUUGAAGCUUGCUCCUGAACUGCCAAUAAUUCGCUCCUUUCUGCUUUUUCCAACAAUCGAGCGACUAUCUGAGACACCAAACGGCAGGAUUGCCACUCCACUUCUGUGCUGGCUUCGAUAUGCUCUCUAUGUUUUUGGCUACCUUUUACUUAAACCAUGGCCUGAGAAAAUCAGGUCCCUGAUAACAAGAAUUGGCCUUCAAAUGAUGAACGUGCAGUACGAAUUUUCGGUCCUGAAUAUAUUGGAACCAUUCUGCAUUGCUAAUGCUGUCUACCUUGGAGGCCAAGAAAUGAUGAAAGUGGUGGAGAGAGACAACGAAACCAUAAGGGCACAUUUAUCUAAGCUUACAUUUUACUAUGGUACUAUGGAUGCUUGGUGUCCAACAAAAUACUACGAAGACAUCAAGAAAGAUUUUCCAGAAGGAGAUAUUCGACUCUGCGAGAAAAAAUUACCUCAUGCUUUUAUCAUCCAUUUUUACGGAGAAAUGGCUGGCAUGAUAGCUGACUGGCUAAAGGAUGAUCUGUCCAAAAUAGAAGCCCUGACACAUGGAAGCGUCACUGACAGCUAGUACAUAGCAGUGGUAGGUGUGCUGUCUCUUAGUAGUUAGUA